UUUCUGAAACUAUAAUAAUUACCAAACCAGAAGAAGAAAACAUGUAACCUUGCAUUUAGUUUGAAGUACGGUAAUAAUUGAAUUUUUUGUAAAGCCUGAUGGUUUGGUUUUCUGUGUGUUAUCAUUAGUCUGCUUGAUUGUUGCAUUGUAACCAGGCCUCUGAAAUUUUAAAGCAGCAUUUAUAUACAAUGAAGGAUCUUGUUGAUUUUUUUAAAUCUUCUAAUUAUGACUCGGGAACAGCUACUCAGAUGAUUCAGUGCAUCUGUGAUGGAAGAAGUUCCAUAUUGGAUGCAGUGGAAUGCCUUGGAGAACUUCUCACCUCAGAAAAUUCAGGAGAGCGAGCAGCUGGCACUCGCCUCCUUGCAGAAGUGUUGCAUGGUCUACCAAAGAAUUGUCUCAACGAAGCACAAAUAAAAUUUAUAAGUGCCUUCUUCCUUGAGAGAAUGAAGGACCAUCAUACUGUCAUUCCUGCUGUGCUUCAUGCUCUUCCAUGUCUGCUAGAACUGGAGCAAAUCAGCAACAGUGAUGUGGAGAAGCUUGUGCGUGGACUUCUUCUAGAGGUUCACUGCCAAAGUCAACUGAUGCUUGAUCGGCGCAAUUAUUACUCAGUUAUUAGAAUUGCCAUCACUAAACAUAAAGCUGUUAUUGAUGAGAUGUUCAACGAGUUUGUUUUGGGCUUCAUCUCUGCGGCUGAUGGAGAAAAAGAUCCUCGCAAUUUACUGCUUCUCUUCUCACUUGUUCCGGUGAUUGCAAAUGCCGGUACCCUUGGCAAAAUGUCUGAGGAUCUUUUUGAAGUUGUGGCUGCUUAUUUCCCAAUUGACUUUGUUCCUCCUGUUUAUGACCCACUCGGAGUUACAGAAGAAGAUUUGAGUGACGGGUUACGCCAGUGCCUCUCCUGCCACGUUGGCUGGGCGGAGUAUUUCUUGCCUCUACUUUGUGAAAAAAUGGAGUCUGAUUUGCCACAGGCAAAGAAAGAGGCUUACAGAACUCUUAUCUUGUGCUGCGCGCGGGGCUACACGAGUGAAGCGCUGAGCCCUCACCUGACGGUGCUGUGGCACUGCAUCAGGCGGGACGUCGUGGACGGCAGCGAUGCUCAGGUGUCUGCUGUAGCCAUAGAGGCCCUCAGCGCUGUCCUCGCUGCCGCUCACAUCAAAGUGGUAGACGUGAACACUGUCACCACCAUCGUUGACGCCAUCAUUGAUGAAUGUGUAGUCCAUCUUCCAGCCCCCGAGAGCAGACUGUUCCUCCCUGCCAGCGACCUCCUGACUGCUGUGAUUGCUGCACAGGAGUGCGCUGCCCUGCGAGUUUAUCCUAAGGCCGUGGCUCACCUCACAGAAGUAACCAAGACGCCCGACAGCUCGAGUCGUGCAUGGAUCAACGUCUUGAACGCGCUCGCUAAAAUGGCUUCUGCCAGCCGUCAACGCGAUCAUUGUUAUGAUGUUGUUCCUACGGAGGUUGAAGCACACUGCAAUGCCUGCUUGGGUGCAGUGACAGCAGCACUACAGCACCGCAGUGCUGCUGUGGUGGCUGAAGGCAUCACAGCAGCACGCGCCUUAUUCUACUGCCGCAGUGCUGCCUCUCCCUGGUGGGGUCCACUGCGUCAGGAGAUACUCAACGUCCUGCUGUCAAGUGGCGGGAGCGAUACUCGUGUUAGAAGCAACGCCCUGAGCGCCCUGGCAGAGCCUAGCGACGGCUCCUGUGAAUUGCUGACGCAGGAAUUGUUACCGCACCUCAACGUAGCGGACGGAGGGACGGUAGCGGACGGAGGGACGGUAGCGGACGGAGGGACGGUAGCUGACGGAGGGACGGUAGCGGACGUAGGGGCGGUGGCCGACGCUGUGCUGGAUGCUAUGGUGGUUCUUACCGACGCUGCCUCUUGUCAGCGCUGCGUGGAGGCUCUCUGGAAGGCUAUUGAGGCUCGUCCCACCCCUGCCUUGUGUAAAUCUCUGGCAAGAAUCAUAGAUAAAACUGGUGACGACGCUGGUGCCCAGGAGUUUUUGUUCUCAUCUUGGCGAGGUCUGGAGAAAGUCGUGGCUCUUGGUGUGAUGGCAGCUAUGCCGUCCACUGCCCUCAAUAAAAACCACACUUCGAAUUUGCCUGAUUUGUUACAGCAAUUAUCUGGGGAAGAGAAGCUGGAUUUGUUGUCUGCCAUUGCUGAGUUGUGUCGGUCACUGUCAGCGAUCCGCCCUGCGCUGCGCACUCCGCUGAGCUUGCCGCUGAGCUGCUCUCUGGCAGCGCUCCAACCAGCGGCUGGUGGCACAAUGUGGCAGAGAACUUCAAUAUGGCAGCCGUGUGGCCUCUUGAUACAGAGACUACAGCUGAGAAUGCUGCUCUCUUGGUGGGUUGGAAGUAUUAACACUGAAAUUAGAGCAGAGUAUACUGCAGUGUGGUCUCUUGAUACAGAGACUGCAGCUGAGAAUACUGCUCUCUUGGUGGUGGUGGUGGAGGGGCUGGUGUGCUGGUGUCAGGACGCAGGGCCGCUGGGUCGCCCUGAGCUGCUGCUGCCGCUGCUGCGCUGGGCCACCGCGCCCACUGCUCCUGAGGCGUGUCGCCAGGCCGCCGUGCUCGCUAUGGCUGCUCUUGUUAACAAACUGCCUACAGGUGCUGACUUCUUACGUCUUCUUAAGUGGCUGGAACACGAGCUGAAGAAGAUCAUGGAGGGCGGCCACGCCCCCCACAAGAAGCUGGCCGUGACGCUGAUGGGGUGGGUGCUGAAGGCCCUUGAGAUGAGGGCGGCUCCUGAAACUCUCAAGUGGAGAAAUGAGCUGCAGUCGCUACUGUCUAACGAGGAGCUCGGCGUAACCGCCGCUCAGUGCUACUCCGUCCUGCUGUCUGACCACGCAUACGCCUUCUGCGCGUCAUCCUCGUCCAACGUCAGGUUACUGUACAAGCAGCGCACGUUUGAAGGCCUGGUGACGAGUUUGGUGUCGGAGUUCGACGUCUCGUCAGGCAAGACGCGCCGCUGCUGCUUGCUGGCCAUAGCCUCGCUGCUGCCUCACGUGCCCCAGCCGCUGCUGCAGCACCACAUCGACAAGCUGCUGGUGGUGCUGGUGGAAGGUGUGCGCAGUACGGCCGAGUCUGCCGUGGUGUCGGGCAGCGUAUCCACGCUACGGCUGCUGCUGCAGGCCCAGCCUUUGCCCUCACAGAACGCGUCCCACGCUGGGUCGCUCGUCUUAGCUCUUCUCGCCCUAACCAAUUCACCGCAUGCAACUAAGAAUAAAGGUGCUAAAUGCUUCCUCAGGAACAAAGUUCAAAAUCAUCAAACGUUUAGUACGAAAAGUGAAAAUUCAGAGAUAACUUCCUCAGUCGAUGUGGCUAUCGAUGAUGUAGAAACCUUUAAGACUUUAGUACAGCUUAGCGAAUCUUCAGAUGAAGCUGCUGCUGGCUUUUCCCUCACGGAUGUGCUUGAUCAAAAAUGUUCUGUGGAAGAUAAAGGAACGUCUUCAGGACCCCUGCUUCAGCCCUUGCUGGUGAGGGAGGCGAGUCUUGCUUGUCUAGAGCUGCUGACUCAACUGCCUCUCGCUGAUGUACUUCCCUAUCGAGCUCAGGUUGUACGGGAGCUGAAGUGCGCUGUGGCGGACCACAAGCGCGUCGUGAGGCGGGCCGCCGCCGCUGCGAGGACUGCGUGGCUGCAGCUCGGCACGGGGCCUUCCUGAGCAACCUAAUGCUUAGCUUAUUAGUUAUGUCGGUCUGUUAAAAGCAAAUAUUGCUAAGCAACUUCAUGUAGCAUAUUAGUUGUGUUGGUCUGUCAGAAGCAAAUAUUGUUUAGCAACUUUAUGCUAAGCAACUUAAUGUAGCAUAUUAGUUAUGUCGGUCUGUCAAAAGCAA
Molecule: messenger RNA, 3828 nt
Organism: Hyalella azteca
Lineage: Eukaryota; Metazoa; Arthropoda; Malacostraca; Amphipoda; Hyalellidae
Gene: Mms19
Product: MMS19 nucleotide excision repair protein homolog
Exons: 19
Coding region: 189-3656 (1155 amino acids)
Biological process (GO): iron-sulfur cluster assembly
Cellular component (GO): cytosolic [4Fe-4S] assembly targeting complex
Source: RefSeq, a predicted model, not a curated record